AUGGCGCCGAUUCAGAAAGAGUGCGACUACCUAGUCCUAGGCGGUGGUUCGGGAGGUCUGGCGAGUGCGCGGAGAGCGAGUGCUAUGUAUGGCGCGAAGGCGAUUGCUGUGGAGGUUGAUCGCUUAGGAGGGACUUGCGUGAAUGUUGGGUGUGUGCCGAAGAAGAUCACCUGGAAUGCGGCUGCUAUUGCGGAGAUGCUGCAUAAGGAGGUGAAGCCUUAUGGGUUUAGCAUACAAGAGACGGGACCGUUCGAUUGGGAGGGGUUCACGACUAAGAGGGAGAACUAUGUCAAGAGGCUAAAUGGAAUCUACGAGAGGAACUUGAAUAACGACAAGGUGGAGUUCUUGCAUGGGCUUGCGACGUUCCAAGAUCCUCAUACUGUCAGAGUGACGCUGGACGACAAGAGCGAGGUGGAUAUCAAGGCCAAGAAGAUUCUGGUGGCGGUUGGCGGUCAUCCCAACGUCCCGCAGAACAUCCAGGGCUCUGAGUUGGGCAUCACUUCAGAUGGCUUCUUUGAGCUUCGAAAACAGCCGAAGAAGGUUGCCGUGGUCGGUGCUGGGUACAUUGCGAUUGAGAUGGCGGGCAUGUUCAACGCUCUCGGCACGGAGACGCAUCUCUUCUACAGACAUGACAAAUUCCUGCGGACGUUCGAUCCGAUGAUCCAAGAGAAAAUUGCAACCGAGUAUCAGCGCCAAGGCAUGCAUCUCCACGCCAACUCUUCCCUGUCAAAAGUGGAAGAUAUAGGCAACGGCCAGAAGAGGCUUCACUACAAAGACUCAAACGGGGAGGGCACGCUCGAUGUGGACACCGUUCUGUGGGCGAUUGGCCGAAGUCCAGAACUGGAGAAGCUCAAUCUGGAAAUCACAGGCGUCAAGCUCAACGACAACGGCCACAUAAUCGUCGAUGACUACCAAAACACCAACAUCGACCACAUCUACUCCCUCGGCGACGUGUGCGACAAGGGCUUCGAACUCACCCCCGUCGCCAUCGCCGCCGGCCGCAGACUCUCGGACCGCCUCUUCGGCGGCAAAUCCGACGCGAAGCUCGCCUACGAAAACAUCCCCUCGGUCGUCUUCGCGCAUCCCGAAGUCGGCAGCACUGGUCUAACGGAACCCGAGGCGCGGGAGAAGUACGGCAGCGACAACAUCAAGGUCUACCAGACGUCGUUUAUCGAUAUGUACUACUCGAUGAUGGAGCAGGAAGACAAGAGCCCGACGGCGUACAAGGUCGUCUGCGCGGGCAAGGAGGAGAAGGUGGUCGGCUUGCAUAUUCUGGGUAGAAGCUCGGCAGAGAUCUUGCAAGGGUUUGGGGUUGCUAUCAAGAUGGGCGCGACCAAGGCUGACUUUGACCGCUGCGUGGCUAUCCAUCCGACUGCGGCUGAGGAGUUGGUUACGCUGAAGUAG
Molecule: messenger RNA, 1404 nt
Organism: Zasmidium cellare ATCC 36951
Lineage: Eukaryota; Fungi; Ascomycota; Dothideomycetes; Mycosphaerellales; Mycosphaerellaceae
Exons: 1
Coding region: 1-1404 (467 amino acids)
Biological process (GO): glutathione metabolic process; cell redox homeostasis; cellular response to oxidative stress
Cellular component (GO): mitochondrion; cytosol
Molecular function (GO): flavin adenine dinucleotide binding; glutathione-disulfide reductase (NADPH) activity; NADP binding
Source: RefSeq, a predicted model, not a curated record